This is a messenger RNA of Amoebophrya sp. A25, 600 nucleotides long. NCBI's taxonomy places the organism in Eukaryota, Dinophyceae, Syndiniales, Amoebophryaceae. The record is from the annotation of a GenBank genome assembly.
AUGAGUAAGCUACAAGGCGGCUUUCUUGGUGGAGAUGACGGUGGUGCAGCUGGGGAAGAAGAAGGUAAGAACGCGAAAGUACUAGAGCAGCAGGAUGAGGAAGGUCAAGAAGCAGAAGUCGCAGAAUCGCCAUCUUCGCCUGAAGCUGAAGACGCAGUCGUUAACGCCAACGAGGAUGAUGAUGACCAUCCUCUCUCCAAGGAACAGCAAGAACAGAACAAGCUGCUUCUUGAGAAAAUCAAGAUCAAAGAUAACCAACGCCUGUUGGAGAGCAAGUUUAAAGCUCAGUACGAAGCGGCUGCCGCACAAGUUGGAUUGACAGCGGAGAACGAGUUCUUUCUGCGUAAGAUAGAGCAGAUGGAAAAGCAGAUGGAAAAUGAGGACGCGUUGAGUAAACUCGAUGCCUCUCUAGACGAGCAGCUCCUCUCUUCCUUGCCAGCAUUGGAAAGAGAGGCUUUAAGAAAAUUCAGGCUACGAGAGGAAGAGUUCGAAUGGAAGCGGAAGCAUGGAGGAAUGCAGCAGCUUAACGGAUACGGAGAACAAGAAAACAGGAUAUAUCAAGGAGACAGAAGCAAAACUACACAAGUAGGAGGAAAGCAG